Adineta ricciae is the source of this 342-nucleotide messenger RNA. The record is from the annotation of a GenBank genome assembly. NCBI's taxonomy places the organism in Eukaryota, Metazoa, Rotifera, Eurotatoria, Adinetida, Adinetidae.
AUGUAUAAAUUCGCUGCUGCUCUCCUUGUGCUAAUUAUUGCUUUCCAUGGAACAUUCGGUCAAAUGUCAUUUGGUGGUUAUUCUGAUCAUCCAGAAUUAAUUGAAGAUGAUACUACAUUGCUUUUGACUGAUUUUGCUGUUGAAUAUUUUUCAGCAGAACAAAAUCUUAAAUUAACAAAUCUUGAGAUUACCCGUGUUCGAAUUCAAACAGUCUCAGGCACAAACUACAAGAUCAACUUUACUGGUGACAAUGGUGCCCAAAAAAUGGAAUGUGAAGUUGUUGUUUUUCUAGGCUUCAAUUUUAAGAAGAAAAUUUUUGAUGCUAGUUGUGAUCCACUGUAA